AUGCAGAUUGCUUCUACAAACAUUUGUGAAAGAAUGGGUCGCUCUCAGGAGCUCAAUGAAUUCAAGCAUGGUACUAUGAUAGGUUGCCACCUGUGCAAUAAGUCCAUCUAUGAAAUUUCUUUGCUACUAAAUAUUACACGGUCAACUAUUAGUGGUAUUAUAACAAAAUGGAAGCAACUGGGAACAACAGCAACUCAGUCACAAAGUGAGCGGGGGCAGCGCAUGCUGAAGUGCACAGUGUGCAGAAGUCGCCAACUGUCUGCAGAGUCAAUAGCUAAAGAUCUCCAAACUUUGUGUGGGCUUUAGAUUAGCACAACAACAGUGCUUAGAGAGCUUCAUGGAAUGGGUUUCCAUGGC
This is a messenger RNA of Staurois parvus, 357 nucleotides long. The record is from the annotation of a GenBank genome assembly. NCBI's taxonomy places the organism in Eukaryota, Metazoa, Chordata, Amphibia, Anura, Ranidae.